Molecule: messenger RNA, 3246 nt
Organism: Melanaphis sacchari
Lineage: Eukaryota; Metazoa; Arthropoda; Insecta; Hemiptera; Aphididae
Product: proton-coupled amino acid transporter-like protein CG1139
Exons: 9
Coding region: 591-2351 (586 amino acids)
Biological process (GO): amino acid transmembrane transport
Cellular component (GO): vacuolar membrane
Molecular function (GO): amino acid transmembrane transporter activity
Source: RefSeq, a predicted model, not a curated record
AAUUGCUCAUCACACUACUAGUGUAUCUAUUUGUAAUAAAACCUCCGGUGUAAUAAACCUGUCUGUCGGGAUUUUCGGCAAUAACUGUCUAUGAUCAGCGAUUAAACACGCACUGUCCCGAUCGCGACGACUGUUCUAACAUCGCACUCGAUUCUCCGCGGUUUCUUCCCGACUAAAUUAUUAUUUAUUUUCGUCGAAAUAAUAUUUUUUAUCAAUGGACAAUGGUGUCGUUUUCUUGUGGCGUCCAUACGGUGUGUAUAUAUAAUAUCAUGUAUAGAACACAUUGUUAGUACCUGCCGGUAACCUUAAUUGUACCAACGGAGUAGUAACGACAUAAUAUAUAGGUACAACAAACGUUGUCGCGACGUUUUCGAGACAUUUCCUUCGUUGAUAGCGAGUAUUACGCAGGUUACCUACAGUCGACACGACGGGCGUGCAUUUCAUCACGCCGUCAACUUAACUGCCUACGCGACGACACCAGUUCCCGAAAGCUCACCCAAAGGUUCGUGACCUGAGUCUUGUCGACUUGGCAGGAGCUAUCGGCGGACAUACGUACACUGCAGAUCGCGACGACGUUAAACCGUUGCGCCAUGGUGGAGGUACAGUCACAGGCCACGAGCCCCAAACCCGUGAUCAACAAGAGGUGCACAGAAGUGCCGAUGGCCGUCGGGUCGCCGACGGCAUCGGAGAUGAGGCGUCGCCGGCGCCGACGUUCACGUCUCAUGUCUACCACCUCAUCGGUGGUGUCGGCCGCAGCCGCCGGCAUCCCAGCUUCUGAAAAGCACAAGAUAUCCAACAACGAAGCAUUGAUGCAUAUGGUAAAGGCUACUAUCGGUGGUGGGUUUCUAGCCAUGCCCGAUGCCUUUCACAACAUUGGCAUAGUGAUGGGCGUCGUAGGCACCGCAGUACUAGGCCUUUCCGUGUUGAACAUGAUGUCGUGCAUAGUUCGGUGCUCGCAGACAUUGCGGUCCGGUAAGUACGUGGACAUCAUCUUGGCUGAACAGAAUAGUAAUAACGCCGGGGCCAAAAGAGAAAAUGAUGAUAAUGACGACAGAAAAAUUCCACCAACCCUGCGGUAUAACAACGAGUUACUACUGCCUCCAAUGGACUAUCCUGAUACCGUAGCCGCUGUAUUAAAAUAUCGCGCUCGUGGCCGAUUCGCUUGGCUCGCGUCAUUUGCCAGAAAAUUUACUAGCAUCUCGCUCGUGGCCACUUAUUAUGGAGUGAAUAUCAUCUACGUAUGCAUCCUGUCCAGUACGUGUAAGCAGCUCAUCGACCAAUACACUGCUAACGCAGCUGUGGACUCUUGGAGCUAUUUGGUGCACGGAUUGUCUAUCCGUUGGUACCCUAUAUUAACCGCAGUGCUAAUCGUCCCAGUGGGUAUGGUCCGUUUGAUCAAAUAUCUGGUCCCAUUCUCGGUGGCCGCCAACGUGUGCAUACUUGCCGGUACCGUGGCCGUGUUCUACUUCAUUUUCUUCGGUGACAACAGACCACUGGCCCCAGAGGAACAAGCCAAGCUAAUAGUUUGGCCGGCCACUCGGUGGUCGUUGUUCGCCGGCAGUGCUUUGUGCUCGUUGGAAGGCGUUGGAAUGCUGCUGCAUAUCGAGAAUGCGAUGAGCAGGCCAUUGGAACUUGCCGGACCGCCCUCGUACACACUGCAUCGGUCCAUGGUGGUCAUAGUCAUGAUGAACAGCGCGCUAGGGUUAUUUGGUUACAUGCGGUACGGUGACAGGUGUGAAGGCAGCAUAUCGCUCAACUUACCACAGAAUAACCGUCUUUCGGAAGUUAUCAAAAUCAUGAUCGCCUUGGGUAUCCUGAUGACUUACGGGCUCCAGCUAACCGUCACUACAGAUUUAGCGUGGCAAGGACUGCGUAGCAAGCUCGUUAGAUCUAAGGGUGAAACUACUGACUGCAGAGAUGUAACGGACGACGAUGAUUCUUCGCCAAGGUUAACAACGUACUACUAUCUUAUGAGAUCCAUCUUAAUCGUCGGAACCAUUAUAGUGGCCAUGGCUAUACCGGACAUCGGGCCGCUCGUAUCGCUCGUGGGCUCCAUCGGGUUCUCGUUGCUGGGUCUGAUCGUGCCCGUGAUCAUGGAAACCGUUUGGUACUGGUAUGACGAAGACAACGAUGACUUAGGACAGAACUGCUAUGACGGGACAGCCACAACAGCGAAUGGCGCCAAAAGUAUGUUAUCAGCCCGCGGAAACAUUUGUCGCCGAAUCGUGCGGCACGUGAAGAAUAUGAUACUACUCGUGUUCGCUACAGUAGCGUUGGUCGGUGGUGCAUUUUACAACAUCCGUGACAUCGUAAACAAGGCCUCUGAAGACGCAGUUUCUUACAGUGUUUAACAGAGGAUCUCCUGCGGACGCUUCACUAUUAUAUUUUACUUUUAGCUUUGUUUUUGUGUAUAAAUAAUUAUUAUAAACGCUUUAAUAUUAAAUAAUUGAUAUAACCACAGAUAGAUAACAAUAUAUGGUUACUAACAUAGUAAAAUGAUUGAAAUAGGACAUCAUAUUAUAUUACAUAUGAAGAGUAAAACACGAUUGGCCACGCAAAUGUUUUCAAUCUUCAGAAAUCGAUAACGGUUACUAUUGUUGCUAUGUAUUAUUCUGGCUUUACGCUGACAAUAAUAUUAAAAAGUUUUGCUCGCCAAAUUUUCUUAAAGCGUGUUUCUCUGAUAACAGGAAGAAUAUUAUCUAGUAUUAUUAUAUUAUAAUAAUAAAUAUCUGUGGAUAUAACAAUAUUAUUAUAUGAAUAAAUGUUUGUUACUGCUGUGCGUAUCUUUUAUUCCAAUUGUACAUAACUUGAACAGAGACAGAAAAAAACAGUGGUUUAAAUGAUGGAUUCAAUAAGGCUCAAAACUUAAAUUUAUUAUCUAUGAAGCACAUUCUAGGAGUUUCGUCUCAAACUUUUUUACACCACAAUAUCUAGAUAUGUUAUUUAUUCAUUCAAUAAAUAUACUAAUAUGUAGACUGUACUUAUAAUAUUGAAAUCAUACUGAAAUGCACACAAAGCUUCAAAUAAAAACUAAAUAUUCGUCGAAAUCAAGCAACUCAUACACAAACUAUUUGGAUUAUGAUAAAUGUGUGCUGUUCUUGCAUUCCGAUUCUCGUGAUCGAGCAAAUCAUUAAUGAUCUCCUUAAUUGAUUGUUAAUACUUUCUCAUUAAUUUGAAAAAUUCUUAAUCACCUUAAUAACCUUGCUCUUUUAAAGAGUAAAGAAUUAAUUUUAAAAAAUUUAGAAA